AUGUCUACUUCAAUUGAUGAUCUUCAUCACUUUCAUCCAUCUUUGGUUCAUCUUCAUCAACCUCCAAUGUCUUCUUUUCCUACCGAAAAUCGCCUUAGCCUAUGGAGAGAGAUCAUUGAAUCAACUAGGAACAUAUUCAAAUCUCAUGUUGGUCAUUUUCAAGCUAUUUCAAUCCUCUUCCUCUUACCUAUCGUGUUCUCUCUAAUCGUAUAUCCUUCUUUCCACCUCGCCAUCUUUCAUCCCGAUUAUGAUUUCACCAGUUUCGCGCGACCUCAUUUUUCAAACAUCGAAAUUAUACUACUCAUAGUGUAUACUCUGUUUUUGUCCCUGUUUUUCAUAUGUGGAGUAGGCACCACAACAUAUAGCGCGGUUCAAGCGUUCUACGAUAGACCAAUCAACCUUGUUUCGUCUAUUAAAUCUAUCAGAAACUCCUUCUUCCCACUGCUCUCCACCUUAAUCGUUUCUCAAACCAUAUUCAUUUCAAUCACGCUAAUUUUCUCCCUGAUUUUGGUGUUUGUAGUCCAAAUUCUCCAAUCCCUCGGACUCAAACAUGGCUUGAAUGAUCACUUAUCAUUCGUGGUUAUUUUCGGUUUGAUUGUGCUUGUGCCAGUUCUGAUUUGGCUACAGGUGAACUGGUCGUUAGCUUAUGUGAUAGCCGUAGUUGAGUCAAAAAAGGGUUACGAGACACUAAGGAGAAGCGCGAAUUUGGUGAAGGGGAAGAGAUGGGUAGCUUUCGGGAUUCUCAUGUAUUACGGGCUUGUGAUUGCGUUAAUGGUGGUUGGUUGUUCCAUGUUUUUAGUCAGUGUGGAUGCCGCGAAAGGUGAUCAGUGGAGGAGUCUGGCAGUGAUACUGCAAACCGUGUUGGGUUCGGUGUUUGGAUAUGUAUUGAUGAAUCAGUAUCUUGUAGUGAAUAUGGUGUUGUGUAUGUGCUGCAAGGAGUUGAACAACGAUGAGAAAUUGGCGCUGGAAACUGGCGGUGAGUACGUAUACCUGCCAUUGGACGAAGAGAAGAAGAAUCAUGCUAUUGUGUAG
This is a messenger RNA of Capsicum annuum, 1032 nucleotides long. RefSeq lists its product as uncharacterized. The coding region runs from base 1 to 1032 and encodes 343 amino acids. NCBI's taxonomy places the organism in Eukaryota, Viridiplantae, Streptophyta, Magnoliopsida, Solanales, Solanaceae. The transcript has a single exon. The record is from RefSeq and is a predicted model, not a curated record.